AAGAAGACGAAGAAGAAGCAACAGACAUGCGCUGGAAAAGUGAGGGGAAAGUUCAUCGCUGCAUCCUGCCUGCAGGCUCCGGCGAGGAGUGAGCGGCCAGCUGAUGAUAUUUAUGGCGAGCGUGCGGACUGCCUCGGGGGGUCAUUGAACGCACCGCGAAAGCAGGGAGGACACGCGCGAGGGGAAAACGGGAGAUGUGCGCCGCAUGUGAGGACUCCAAAGGCAACAUUUUGGACACGGCAGCAGACCCUCUGGUAGGGAUGAGGACGAUUUCUGAACAACAGAAAUAUACUUUUGUCAUUAUAAAUGCUACUUAUAUUGCGCGUUUGAAUUACAUAUGCUUUUAUUUUUUUGACGAUUUUGUGCACGUGAAACUAAAACACGCAGUUGCAUGUUGCAAAUAUGACUCCAAAAUGAUGUUGCGUGUAUGCGUAUGUUUUGCAGUGAAGUGGCUUGGAUUGGAUAUCAUUUGGAAGAUAAAUUUGGGAGUCAUUUUGCAAGAUAAUAAGGUGGAGGUUGCGGAUGAAGACAUCCGGUCCAGCCUGCAGACGAUGUCCUCCGAGCCUCCUCUCGGCACAAGCGUGUGCGCCAGCUGCAAUGAAGAAAUAGUAGAUAAAUAUUUAUUGAAGGUGAGCGACCUGUCCUGGCAUGUGCGCUGCCUUUGCUGCAGCGUGUGCCAGGCCGCGCUCGGCGGCCACACCAGCUGCUACAUUAAGGACAAGGAGGUCUUCUGCAAGAUGGAUUACUUCAGAAGGUUCGGCACGUGGUGCGCGUGCUGCGGGCGCCACGUCCACGCCACCGACUGGGUGCGGCGCGCCAAGGGCAACGUCUACCACCUGGCCUGCUUCGCCUGCUUCUCGUGCAAGCGGCAGCUGUCCACCGGCGAGGAGUUCGCCCUGGUGGACGACAAGGUGCUGUGCAAAGUCCACUACGACUGCGUGCUGGACAAGCUCAAGAGGGCCGCCGACAAAGGCAGCAAUGUGAAUAUGGAGGGCGCGGUGCCCACCGAACAAGAAAUUAACCAGCCCAAACCGUCCAAGAGAGCCAGGACCAGCUUCACCGCCGACCAGUUGCAGGUGAUGCAGGCGCAGUUCGCGCAGGACAACAACCCGGAUGCCCAAACGCUGCAGAAACUGGCCGAGCAGACGGGCCUCAGUCGAAGAGUCAUACAGGUGUGGUUCCAGAACUGCCGCGCCCGCCACAAGAAGCACGUGAGCCCCAACCACACGUCCGGCGGCCCCCUGACCUCUCUGCAGCCCGCUCGCCUGGCCCCGCCCACCCCCACCCCCGAGGAGCUGCAGUACACGGCCUACGGGGGCCCGGAAGCUUCCAUGCUGUCGGCGCUGCACUCCUUCAUCGACAGCGAGCACCAAGCCUUUUAUGAACUGCUGUACGAGUGACUGGCCGUGCAGAUUUUCACUUGAAUCAGCACCCCCCCCCCCCCCCUCUCAAAGUGCGACGCCUAGUGGUAGGCCGUUUUAAGUUUUAUUGACCUCUGGGGGGCCAGGAUAAAAUGUAUGAAAAACUAUGAAAGAAUGAUUUAUCCUUUUUUUUUACAUUUUUUUUUAUUUUAUAUCAUGAUAAUUUGUGAAAAACUUUUGAUCAUUGCAAAGGGUGAAAAAUAUGAUUCAUGUAACCUGCCUCAUAAUGUCUUAUUUUAUUUUAUAUUGUGAAGCAUCACUGCUUUAAGUUGCUGGAUAUUAGGGAAUUCUACUCCGAAUUCAGCCCACCUCAAAAGAUGCGUACCAAUUGCAAAUGCCGUGCAUCUGAAGGUCUGCAAAUGUAAUUUAUUGUGUGUAUGUCGAGUGUCUUUUAUGAAAAUAAAUGUCUAAUUUCACAAACACGGA
Messenger RNA from Phycodurus eques (leafy seadragon), 1847 nucleotides. RefSeq names its product LIM/homeobox protein Lhx8. Gene Ontology annotation, biological process: regulation of transcription by RNA polymerase II; forebrain neuron development; neuron differentiation. Gene Ontology annotation, cellular component: nucleus. The transcript has 8 exons. Gene Ontology annotation, molecular function: RNA polymerase II transcription regulatory region sequence-specific DNA binding; DNA-binding transcription factor activity, RNA polymerase II-specific. The record is from RefSeq and is a predicted model, not a curated record. Lineage: Eukaryota; Metazoa; Chordata; Actinopteri; Syngnathiformes; Syngnathidae. The coding region runs from base 195 to 1400 and encodes 401 amino acids.